GAAGUUCAGCACUACUUCCGGGUCGGACUCUUUCCUCUGCUACACAACAUGGCGGCCUCCUUCAACCUGCAGUGCUCGGUGCUCCGCAGGGCGCUGACAGGAGCUUUCUACCUCCACAACCGGACACCGGGGGCUCCUGCCGCCGUCACCGGGCUCCGGUUUGUUGGUAAAGCGGCUUCAGAAGAGAAGAAAGCGGCGAUAAUAGAGUCCACGGAGGAAUACAAGUUCGUAGAGCGGCUCAUCCCGCCCUCACGGAUCCCGACUCCGCCUAAACACGACGGUGUCACCCCAUCCGGCUGGACUCCUCCGGCGGACUCACCGCCGCCUCUGCCCUACAUGAUCCGUCGCUCCCGUAUGCACAACGUCCCCGUUUACACCGACCUGGUCAGCGGAAGCCGCAAGAUGACGCUGGUACGGAAGGUGGAGGGAGACAUCUGGGCCCUGGAGAAGGACGUGAAGCAGCACCUGAAGGAGGUGACGGGGAAGGAGCUGCCCACACAGGUCAACGAGGUCACCAUGACCCUGAAGGUCAAAGGUCACUUCGAGACGGAGCUGAAGGAGUGGCUGAUCAGUAAAGGGUUCUGACUGAGGAGCUGAAGGAAGGACAGAUGCUGACGCUCAACAUCUGGAGACUUUCUCCUGCAGGAUUCAAACACAUGGACUUAGAGCGGCGGACUCCAGCUGCGUUAAUGAACUCUGACAAGAGAGAGACUUUUAUGUUAGACAGUUUAUUUACCAUUGUGUAAUCAAGGUGACAUUAAACCUACAAAAUACAAACACAGCA
Molecule: messenger RNA, 784 nt
Organism: Stegastes partitus (bicolor damselfish)
Lineage: Eukaryota; Metazoa; Chordata; Actinopteri; Pomacentridae
Gene: mrpl49
Product: mitochondrial ribosomal protein L49
Exons: 1
Coding region: 49-585 (178 amino acids)
Biological process (GO): translation
Cellular component (GO): ribosome; mitochondrial large ribosomal subunit
Molecular function (GO): structural constituent of ribosome
Source: RefSeq, a predicted model, not a curated record